AACCACGACACGGCUUUUUGGGCCUCACAAGUUCCCGAGCGAACCGCCAGCCAGCUUAGCGCCAGAACGCUGGGGCAAAGUUUUGCUUGAAUUUCACUACACGUUAACGGUACGGUGUGUACGAGCUGCGGUUAUCAACAAUCUCCAACGCUUGCUUCUUACUACGCUGGAAAUAUAAUGUGGAUUUCACGCCCGAAAAUAACGUUGAUUUCGAGAUAUUUACUAGGAUUUUAACCGGGACUAUGACCCAUGGCAAGCAUGGUGCGCGAAACCAGGCAUCUUUGGGUUGGAAAUUUACCGGAUAAUAUUCGAGAAGACAAAGUUAUAGAGCAAUUCAAACGGUAUGGUCGCGUGGAGAGCGUCAAAUUGACAGGGAAGCGUGUGGCAGACGGGACCCAGUCGGCUUACGUGGAUUUUGUGGAUAUAAACAGCGCCACCAAGGCGCACGACGCGCUGAUCAAGAUCGGAGAACGCGACCUGCGGAUAGAGUACAACAACCCGGACAAUACAGACGAACCGCUCAUCAGUGAGAGGGGUCAUGGGGAGUAUGAUGUCAUACAUGGCGGAAGGCACUCACGCUACGACACGCGUAGAGAUGGGUCAGCCGAUGAAAGAUAUGAAUUGGGAUCAACAAAUUAUGACUAUGGGAGAUCAUACGACAGACAUUACAGUCGGGACUCACGUGAUGGAUACAGGGACGAAAAUAGCAUGUCGCCAUCAGCCUACCGUGAGGGUAGGUCGCGCGAAAGGACGUCUUACAAUCGCAAUUACUACUCACAACAUUCCCGUGGAAAUAGUGGUGACACGCCAUACACCCAGGACCAAUCGGAGACAUAUUUCAAGGAAAAUUUCACAAGUUCGCGGAGCGACGGUGAUGGCUUCUCGGACUCCGGCUCGCGCAAGUCGCGCACCAAAGCGAACCAGAGGACAGGCUCUGGCACGACGAACCAUAGCCACUCGCCGAGGUCUGUGCGGUCGCGGAGUUUCAGUCGAUCGCGCAGCCGCUCGCGGAGCCGGAGCCGGAGCACGGACUCGAGGAGUAGUGUGUCGGGGAGCGACAAUUGGUCGCGGAGAUCCCAGUGUAGUAAGGACCCAGAGAGUGAUCGGGAAAGUCGCAACACGGAGAACACUCAAAGCUCAGGUAGCUCACUCAAGUACUCAGGAUUAUGUGUCAGAAACUUACCAUCAAGGUCAAGCGAUUCAAGCAUCAAGGAUGGUUUAUUUCACGAGUUCAAGAAGUACGGCCAGGUGACGGCAGUCACCGUCCAGGGGGCGGGGGACGAUAGAGUCGGCAUCGUCUUCUUCAAGAGGACUGAGGAUAUGGAGAAGGCGAUGUCGGCGUCGAAAGGGAAGCUCUUCUUUGGCUGUGAGAUGAAGCUGUCACCGUGGGAAGGAGCAGCGGACAUAAGUGUCGAUGACAGCGAAGUCAAGUACUUUGAGAAGGAGCUCGACGAAUUCCAUCCCCGCGCAACGAGGACGCUAUUCGUCGGGAACCUGGAUCGCACCAUAGACAAGGACGAGCUUCAUGACGCUUUCUGCAAAUUCGGGGACAUUGUGCAUAUAGAAAUCAAGAAACCACAGAGCGCCCAGCCCUUUGCGUUUCUCCAGUUUUCAAACAUUGACAGUGUGGUGAAGGCUAGGAAGAAGCUGGAUGGGGAAUAUGUAGGCAAGAACAAAGUCAAGCUUGGUUUUGGCAAGAGCAUGGCGACCAACUGCGUGUGGCUGGACAGUCUAGCUCCCUCUACCAACGAGACGACGCUCGGCCGCUUCUUCAACCUCCGUUACGGCCAGGUCUCGCGGGUGGUCGUGGACAAGCGGUCCGGGAUGGCGCUGGUUUUCUUCUACAACAUUGAGCAUGCUCAGAAGGCCGUCCAGGAGAUGAAGAAUGGCAAGAUCUCAAAUCGGAGGCCAAAGGUUGACUUUGCGAGCAGGGAAUGUCAGAAUCACUUCUACGACCGAAUGGAGCGUACGGGCCAAGCCGUCUACUACCAGAGGAGCAGGUCUCCCUCGCCGUCAGGUGGAGCUGACAGGACCCCGACCGCCUUCCGCGAGGGCGCAGCCACUGGGGCCGCGUCUGGUACCGGCACCCCCGCUGGGGCAACCACUCCCAGUCGGGAGUUCCGCCAGUUCAGUCCCUUUGAGAAUCGGCGUGAGCGACGAAGCCAGAGUGCGUUCAGCUCUGCUUCAAGAACCGGCGGCAAUGGGAACAACAGCUUCAACUUCUCAGGUAGCGGUGACGAUGCCUUCCCUCCAGGUCAGACCGGGUCGCUGGAGUUCUUUCGCUCGGGUAGCGGAGGCGAGUCCAGCACGAGGCACCUGGAGGAUGAUUUCGUGGGUUCACGGAGCAGCGGCGGGAGCUUCGAGAUGGAGGAUUCGUACGCCAAGGAGCUGAGGGAGUAUGGAGUACAUCAGCAGGAGAGGAGAGAGCAGCAGUACAAAGAUAGGAGUAGAAGUCUCAGUCCUCAUGAUAGGUAUGACAGGAGAAGACGGAGUGCCAGUCUAGAUUCUCCGGACGAUGACAGUCCUUACAGCGCCAGAAGCGUAAGCCCUCCUGUCAGCAGGAAGAGAACACCACGCAGCACCAUCAAUGUCCAGAACAAGGAAGGGUCUUUCACGCCGGUCAUGCGAAGCCCAAACUCAGAAGAUGGCUACAGGGAUGACAAACCCUGGAAGAACAAAUUUGUGGAUAGUGAAGAGAGGAGUUCCUCCUCGGAAAGGACAGAAUCACAUCGGAAAUCCAAGUUAAAAUCAAGGAAACCGGAUAUUGUGCGAGAUCCUGACGAUAUAGUGGUGAAGCGUGAGAAAUUAGACUCUGAUAGGAAGGUAGAAAGGACUACUGAAAAGUUACGGAAACCUGAGAAAGUGAAAGAAAAGGUGGAAAAGAGGAGUACCCCCGAGGAUAUUGAUUUGAAGGAGAAGAAAAAGUGCAAAGAAGUGAAAGAUAGAACGGUAGCAGAUGUUAAAGUUGAAGUGAAAUCCAAAGAGGUAUCUGCAGAGAUCAAUAGAACUUUGAGCAACAAGACAGUGAACAGUGAACCUAGUGAGCAGGCAAGGAAACGCAGAAAGCUCGACUCAGAACAGUUGCAAUCCGUUGUUAUCUCCAAUGAUGAGGUGGAAAUGCAGCGGAAACUGGAAGCCCGAAAGCAGAGAUUUAGUGAUAACAGUCCUAUCAUUGACAUAACAAAGCUACGGAAGGACAAAGGGUUCGCAGAAAAAUUGCCAUCUAUUGUUUCCAAAGUUCCGAGAAUGAAGUUGAGUCCGGACGAGAACACCUCUAGUCAUAAAGAAAACAUUCCAAAGGUUGACGCUGCGAUGUCCAUUGGUUUGGACAUUAGGACAGUGAUAGACACAAGCAGACCGGUCAAAGACCGUCUUGGCUUAAAAUAUGACAUGCCCCAAAGUGAAAGAACGUUUAACAUUGAACCUGGUAGCACUGAUGGCAAUAGCUUCUGGGAUGACAAGGAGAAAGAUAGCGAGUCUGAUGAUGAACUCUUGAAUACCCGAAUAGUAAAAACAGAUGAUGUCCCCAGAGUCAAGUUAGAGGUCUCUGAGGAAGCGGGAAAGAAAGCCCUUUCUGAAAAACCAAAGAAAUCUCAUCGCGAAAGAACUGAGAAACUGAUUGCGAAUCGCCACCCUUCACAUUCCACACCCCGAAACAGAUCGCAGGAGGUUCGCAUUCCCCACUUAACAGAUGCUGAUGAGGGCAUUGCUAGCUCAAGUGAUCAAGAAACAGUCCCAUCAGAUGAGGAACUAGCGCUUGCUCUUCUUGCAAGGAACUCUCAAGUGCCCCCUGUGGCUACCCCCGGUGAAUCAGAGACUCCACCCUUAACUGGUGCUUCUCUAUCAACACCGCCCGUUGACACUUUUGAAAAACCACAGAUUGAUGCAAGUUUAAGUUAUCGAAAGCAAAUGGAGGCAGCUAGGAAGUCCUUUGAGCAGCAGAAGCAACAGCAGGAGCAACCAGGUACUCAGGAUUCUUUACCUUCAACAUCAUCUCAUACUCCUCCAACUCCGACCAUUUCAUCAUCGCUACCUACCUUGUUGCAAACAACAACCAGUGCAAAUACCAGCAGAGACUCUUUCACUUCAUCUAUCACUGAACAAGUGGAGGAGAGUGAAAAGAUCGGUGAGGCAAAGAUGGCCUUGCAUGAUUCCGAGACGCCCAAAUCUAAACCAAAACUUGACCAGUCUACUGAAAAUGUGGAAAUAGAGUGGAAGUUGAUACGGCUAACCCCUGUCGAGUUUCCAAGUAUUCGCAGGAAACAGCUUGAUGCCAUGUUCCCUUCGUCGGGUGAGGAUAGCCUUGCCAAGCGGAUGUACCGAACGAGACACAGAAGCAGUGAAGAUGACCUAAAGACACUUAGUGUAGGAACUGUCAAAGAAAAGCCUGAUGUGAGGAUUGAUUCUGUUGACAAAAUCCAAGAGAUGACAUCCCAGGACCAGACAGAUGAAAAGGAGAAGGAAAAAGAUAUUUCAGGUUGUGAGGAGAUGACUGAACUUGAUAAGAGAUUAUCACAAGGAACAUUUCCUCAGUUGGAUGUGACCACAUCAAAUCCUGUCCAAAACGAUGUGGAAUCACUUCCGAUGCUUUCACCGAGGCCUCCUCACCAAAACAUCUCUGUGACUGUCAGCGAGAAUCUCUCUCCUACCGCUUCAGCACCCUUACUAAGCCCAGCAGUGACACCAGUAAAAGCAGAGAAACCACUCCUAUUCCCUUCAGAUGGUUUUCCGUUCUCUUUGCCAAGAAAGGAUUCGCCGAUCAUCAAGGAACUUGGUUUUGGAAAAGAGGUGGUGCCACUGAGUCGAGAAAUCACCUUCACGAGUAAAGACUUGCCUCUUCACAAAGAAUCACCCUAUGCCAAAGACUUCUCCAGAGACCCAAUUUUUGGGAAAGAUGGAAUAAUCGAAUCUGCUCUCUGUGCAUCGGCCAAGCUGAGUAUCAGCGCGGUCGCACCCCGGGUACCAGAGAGUACGGAAGUGAGAACCGAAAUGAGAACCAAACUGCCUCCUGAACUGAAGGACCACUUCUCAUCCCCAGAGCGGGCUCUGGAGGAACGUCUCAGGACAGUGGAUGCUAUGAUGAAACAAGAGGAGGAGAGGCAGAGGACUCAGAAGGCCAAGUCACUGGCUACACUUGAGAGGUUAAAGAAAGAGGAAGAGAGUGGGGAAAUAACCAAGGAUGGAGUCAAAACUGACCUCUUAUUGAAAGAUAAGUUGAAUAAUUUAACAAGUAUCACCACUUGUACUCCUCCAGCCACACCUACAACACCUGGGACUCCUGGAGCAACUCCUGAUUUGAAGGCAGAGUUAUUUGGAAAUAAGGCAAGGUUGGGACCUCUGUAUGCCAGGUUAAAGAAGAAGCCCCGAAGCUCAGAAUCUGACAGCUUACCUGUGAUUAUCCUCCCAGAGAGUCAGAAGAAAGAGGAGUUUGAAGAUCCUCUGGAAGUAUUACGUUCUCGUGUGAGGCGAAGCAGUAUCUUUGAUCAGGAUUUAGCUCGCCUGGAGAACAGCUCUCAUCCGGAGCAUGGUCAAGAGAAGAAACAUGGUAUACCACUUAUUCGAGCGGGCAAGGAUCACAAUCGCCUGACAUUGCUUAAUCAGAACAGCAACAGAACAAAUCCAGGAUUGAAUUCUAGCCAGUCUGGUUCUAGCUACAAGUUGGGUCCUGGUAGAGGAACAUCAGUCUCAUCGACACGAGAUCCCAGAGAUCCCAGAGAUCCAAGAGAUCCAAGGGACCCAAGAGAUCCAAGAGAACCCAAGGAUUCCAAAGCUGAAAUCCUUACCUCACCUAUCAGAGACGAUUCAUCGAAGACAAAUGCUUUAACUGGAGAUCAGAAAUCGAGCCCUGAGCCGAAGUCUAAGGAACCUUCACCUCUAAAAUCUAUAUUGAAGAAAGAAACCAAUCUCCUGCCUGAGCCAUCAUCUGUCCAUGUGGUUGCAGAAGAUACCACCCAGACCAAAGACGCAAAACCAGAUUCUGAUGCUAGUGUGAAGGCCACGACGCCAAAGUCUGCAGCCCUGAAACGUAAAAGAUCUCCCAGCCCUCCUAUCCUAGAGAAGGCUCAAGAUGCAAAACUGGAUGCAGAUGUAAAAUCAGAGUCCAAGCCAUCAUCGGGUCCAUCUGGGACUAAGAAAGCAGUUUCAGAGGCUCCGCCGCCACCACCUCAGAAAGAGUACCCCACAAACAUGCUCCUGAUGACACCAAGGGAAUAUGGCAAAAAAGAUCCAAAAGUUGGGGCAAAGGUUAAACCUGUCAAGGAUAAAGUGGGUAUUCAGGAAAAGAGGCCUCUUUCCAAGGUUGGUAGCAAGGACAGGAUGGUAGAAGAGGAAAAGAAACCGCUCAACAAAGCACUCAGCAAAGAUAAGAUCAUAGAAGUGAGGAGCAAAGACAAGGACCAGAAGGACACCCACAAGGACACCCACAAGAAUGAAGGCAAGGAGAUUGUCAGAAAAUCAAGUGAGGGGUCUAUGACACCAAGAACUUCAACUGAUAAAGGGAUUGUCAAAACGAGCAAUGAUGUGAGAAAACAUGAUGCGAAGAAAGUCUUCAAGAAGGAGAGCACAUCAUCUGAGAAAGCCCAGUCCAGUGACCACAAAGACCACAAAGCUGAUGUCAGUAAAGAUGAAGACAAAGUAUCAAAGGUGACAAAGAGCAAGGAUACCUCUGCCAUUGAGAAGAAUAAGGACAAGAACAAAGAUGACAAUAAGAGAGAUGAUGUUUCAGUGAAGAGAAAGGGAAAGGAGAAGGAGGUGGUGAAUGAUAAGAAUAAAGGAAAAGACCCGGAGAAGGAUAAAAAAGAGAGCAAAGAAAAAUUCAUCAAGUCUGAGAAGAGCGACUCCAGGGAAAAAGCCAUCAAAACCGAAAAGUUUGUCGAGGAAGAGAAAAGAGACAUCACUGAAAAAGAAGAAACAUCUGAGAAAGGUACUCCUAAAAAGAAAGAUAUAAAGGGAAAGGAAGUGAAAUCUAAAUUGAAACCAAAGGAGAAGAUCAAGGUUGAGAAGAAGGAGAAAGAUCAUCCAGAGACAGAGAAGGUCGACAAGGUGAAGGAGCAGGAGAUGGAGGAGAGAGAGGAGAAGGAGAGGAGAGAGGAAAAGGAGAGGAGAGAGGAGAAGGAGAGGAGAGAAAAGGAGAAACUGAAGGAGGACAGAGAGAAGCCUAAAGAAGAUAAGAAAACCAAGGCUCACAUUCCAGUCAAAUCUGCUACUGAAAAACCAAGUGGGACAAAGAAGGUGAAACCUCAGCCGACACCGUCCAGAGGUGGAGUAGCGGCUCUCAUGGAUGCCUUCUCAGACACAGACAACAGCUCUGAAUCGGAUGACGAACUUGAGUUUGAGCAAUUUAUCAAUCGCCAGACGAAGAGGAAGGAUUCUGUCAAACCUAAGCCAAAGAAAACUCAGGAGGUAGAGAAGCGGAAAUUGAUAUAUGACUCGUCCGAUUCUGAUGAGGGAUCCUCUGGGCUUGAUGCUGAGGAAAGCCCCAAGAAAUCUUCCAGGGAUGAACUGUCCAGUAAGGGUAAACGAAAAGCUCUUCAAAAGUCAAAGAAAUUGAAGGAGAAGUUUGGUAAAAAGGGGAAGAUCAAAGUGAAAGAAGAGUUUACUGACACCGAUGCCGACUCCAAGAUGAGUUCUUCUGAUGUGGAAGAGAGGUGUGAGGAACCUAAGCUCCCGUCCAAACCAACACACAAGAAGAAGGAUGAGAAAGUCAAGCACAAGGAAGUCCACAUCAAAAGGGAGAAAGAGGAUAUGAAAGAUGUUGGUAAAGGUGAUAAGCCCAGGAAGAGUAAAGACUUGAAGAGGCAGGAUAGAGUUGAACCCAAUGUAGAGAUCAAACAAGAGCCUAAAAGUGAAACAGAAGCAGAAACAACACCUAAGAAGAAAGAUGUUAGCAAGACAAAGAAGCAGAGAAGAGAGGAGGAGAAAGAGAGGCUCCGGGCUAAGAAAGAAGAGGAGGAAAGAUUGAGAGCUGAGAAAGAGGAAGAGGAGAGACGGCAGGCAGAGGAGGAAGAGAGACUGCGGCAAGAGGCAGAGGAAAGCAAAAGGGAGGAGGAAGAGUUAAGGAGAAAGGAAGAGGAAAGACUACGGAAAGAGGAGGAAAGGCAACUUAAAGAGGAGGAAAGAAAGAGGAAAGAGGAGGAGAAAGAAAGGAGACGGAAAGAGGAGGAGAGACAGCGGAAAGAGGAAGAGCGGCAAAGAAAGGAGGAAGAGAAGAAGAAAAAGGAAGAGGAGAGAAGGAAAAAAGAAGAGGAGAGGAAGCAGAAGGAGGAAGAGAGGAGACAACGGGAGGAGGAAAAGAGGCGAGAGGAGGAAGAACGAAAACAGAGAGAGGAGGAGCAGCAAAGGGCAGAAGAAGAGGAAAGGUUGAGGAUUCUAAAGGAAGAGGAGGAAGAGCAACAGAGGAUAGCAGAAGAAAAGGCUAGGAGAGAAGAAGAAGAAGAACGACAGAGGAUUGAGAAGGAGGAAGCUGAAAAAUGGCGUAAAGAAGAAGAAGAAGCAGCUGCAGCAGCUGCUAAAGCCCAGGAGGAACUCCAGAAUCAAGUAUCUGUUGAAGAACCCAGGAAGAAAGAUAAAUCUAAAAAGGCUAAGAAAGACAAGCACAAAUCGAAGAAGGAAAAGCGGAAAAACAAAGAACAUCAUUCUGAUGCCGUUACUGAAAAUGCACUACCUGGCCAAGAUCCCAAGAAAGAGGAAAGUGUUGUUCUUGAUACUGUAAUGCCGCAGAGUGAAGGUCCCCUUGUGCCUAUUUCAGAUGAUGAGGUGCCAAUAGGUUUUUCUACAGAAGUGUCAGCAUUUAACUCAGCACAAGGAAACGGCAUUCAGUACCAUGAGAACAGCAAACUUGCUAUGGCUAACUCCUGUGGAGAUAAUGCAGUACUAUUGCAGCCUGCUGAAAAUGUCGUGACUUCAGUUCCUGAUGAGGAGGAUGAUGGAGAAGGUAAACUCAUCAUUGAAGAGGAAAAGAGAGAUGCGAUGGAUCCUGCCAAGAAAAGUGAACAUCACCAUAAAAAGAAACAUAAGGAGAAGAAGCAUAAGAACAAGAGCAAAGAUAUGGAUCCAGAGAAGCUGAAGGAAAGAGCAUUGAGAAAAGCUGAAAAGAAAGCAAAAAAACAAAAGAAGAAGGACAAGAAGGAGAAAGACAAAGACAAGAAAGAGAAAAAGAAGAAGCAUAGAGAUCAGGAGAGGCCUCCGCUUAAAAGAGAAUGCACAGUGGAAAUCGAAACAGAGUUUGUUAUUGAUUAUGGUGAGGUUCAGAAAGCAAAUGAUGGACCUUACCCUGUCAAUCCUGUUAUGCUUGAAGACAUCACCAAUGAUGCUCCAGGUCACCUCCCUGGUGGUGGUCUCAUGAACAGAGAUGGCCAGGUGCAUGAUGGUGACAUGCAAAGGAAUCUCCAGGCUUCUUCUACUACCACCUUGAUUGCAAAAUCUCCAGAGCCCCUUCAAAUAGCGGAAGCAGCCGUUGCCAACUCAAACAGAGAGAUCAGCCUUACGUCCGUCCAGCAGUCAAAUCCAGUCAGUGCGGCCUUGACGAAGGAAUCCUCUAUGUUUGGAGACUCGUUUGAAGAUGAGAAUCAUCCAAUCGUUGCACAAGCCUUGACAGCUCUUGAGAAAUCAGACCAUGAAACAUCACAGAAUGCAGAAAACAUUGGGGGCAGAUACCCUCCAGAUGUCCCUGGUGCCCACAAGCCAUACUCUAUCGCCGACCUCGCAAGCAGUCCUCUUUUCAGAAAGGAAAAGAAGGAACGAAGUAAAAGGAACAGCAGAGGUCGAGAAUCUAAAACUAUGCCUACAGCAGGUCAGACUGACGUGUUCAACCAAGGUAAGAUGGAAGCUGUGGCAUCACAUGCUUCUGGUCGAGUAGAGGGUGUGGCAGAAGAGCUGUUACCCAUCAAGUCAGAGGUAGAGCAGUCAGUGGAAGCUCUCAUUACGGCAGAAAGUGCCUUUGAUUCUGAUAAACAGACAAGCCGUGAUGUGCAUGCCACCCCAGUCCUUCAUGCCACCCCAGUCCUUGGUGUAAACCGCCCUGCUGAAGAACCAAGCUUGCAAGAAAAGACAGAAAUGGAAGAGGCAGUAGCUAACCUCCUGUUUGCAGAAGACGAAGUAGAGACAUCAUCCAUUGAGAUACCAGUCCAAAUUCCUGUGCAGACAGCUAAUGCUAUAGACACAGCUCAACCUACGAUACCUACUCCUCCAACAGCGUCAGAUGCUGGUGAAGCAUACAGGGAACAACAAGCCCAUGAGGCUGCCAUCAUAGCAAAGAUGGCUUCUCCAGACAAGAAGACUGAAAUGGGAGCUAAGGACGGCAACAAGGAAUCUCGUUUCUUCUCUCCACGUGCCAAGGAGUCCAGUAUCCCACCAAGGACAAGAUCGGGAUCAUUGUCAAAGUCUGGCCCGGCUGAUCUAAGCGUGUUUGAUUUCCAAGAUGACGAGAAGCAUGACGAGGCUGGUAAAGAGAAAAUGAAGAUGAGUGGUGAGAUGGAAGCACAACCUGAGCCAGGAGUCAGUCAAGAUCUCGCAAAGCCUCCGCAGCAGCAUGCACCUGCACCACCUGCAGCACCUGAGCAGAACUGUGUCAUGCCAGCACGACCUCAUCAAGUCCUAGACCAUAUAGAGCCAAGCUCCAUGUAUCCUGCCAACCUGCAUGACCACAAGAUAAAUUCUGAUGUAUAUGAAUUCCCGGAUCAAUCUAGUCCAGGAUCAAGUGAGUUGAAGCAACCACUCAACAAGCCACAGCCUACCCGUGGACGUAAUAGAGGUAGAGGUACCAGAGGUGGUGGAAGAGGAAGGAGUAGAACCAACUCAAGGGGAGGGACAAUGAAAAUCAGGGAUGAGCUUGCAGCUCUAGAGCUACAGCAGCAACAACGAAUGCAUGCCGAGCUGCAGCAGCAACAACGAAUACAUGCUGAAGCCCAUGUGUUUCAAGCUCAGGCUGCAGCUCAGGCUAUGCAUGCCCAAGCCCAACAGGGCCAAGGUGUCCAUGUGGACGUGUCCCAGAAUGAAACUGUGUCUGCACUUCUUGAACUUGGAAAGCCAGUGAUGCCUUCAGCUACAGCUGUACCUCAGAUUAGUCCGGUUGCUAUGAUGCAGUCUCCUGAUGGGCAGAAGGUACCUCAACCUGAUCCAUGGCUCACUCAGCAUGCUACUCCUGGAUCUGUUCCCGCUCAAGGACCUCAGACAAGUUCUGCUCCUGCCAGCAUCAAUGCAGUAGGUGCACCAGAUAGACCCCCACAAUUCAGUACCGCUCCUUCCGCAAAUAUGAACUUUACAGCUAUUUCUCAUGCUCAACUCCCCACUGCAUCAAGUAGUAUGACUACCAAUGCCCAGAUGGCUAUGACACAAGCCCACAAUAUGAUGGGAAAGUUACCCCAACAAAACAUGCCUUCUUCAAUUUCUAGCGGUAUGGUGCAGAAUCCUUCUGUGAGCAUGCCAACUGUUGUUGCUGCACUGUCAACACCACCUACAUCUCAUGUGGCUAUCCAAGAUCCUAAUGGCACCCAGAAGAAGCAGAGACAACAACGUCCCAGGAAGUCCCGUAGGGAUUCUGGUCCAGAGCAGGGUAACUGGAUGCCAGGAGGUCACAUGCAACAGCAAAUGGUUCCAGGUCAGCAUUUCAACAUGCACCAGGUCGCACAACUCCAUGGACCUCAGAAGAGUCAGGCUGAGGCAGCUGUCGAACAACACUUCAACGAGGCACUGGCCAGGUUGCCACACAAUCGCAAUCAACAGAACAGGCUUCCAGGACAUCAGCAGUCUCAUGAACAGAUCCAACUAUCACACCACAUUCAUCCACCAAACAGCACUGCAGAAGCCUUGGCAAACCAGCAUGCCAUGACCCAGUUGAAACCGGGUCCAAUGGGGCCAUCAGCAGCUAUGGAGGCACCAACCAUUGUCAAGCACCUUGUGUCUAAUGGUCCUGCUACUGGAGCAAAUACCACAACCUCUUCAUCAGUACUUCAUACAUCACCCAUGGCAAACUUGCCUCAGGCAUCUUCUGCUGGAAUCAUGCAUGCUGGACAUCCGGGAUUCCCUAGCGGGUUGCUUACACAAUCACCAGUCAGUCAACCCUCAACCUUAUCACCAACUAUACAGUACUCACGUCCACCCAGUGCCACAUCUGCAGGGCUAACUUCCAGUAUUGCAUCGUCGCAGGGUGGUAACAUCCAGCAGGUACGUGGAGCACCGGCAGGAAACCUCCGGGUACCUGUGUCAGUUGCAGCCCCGACCCUUCCAAAUGCCAGUGUCCUCAGAGCUGCCUUGACAGACCACAAGCCAAAUGCGAAGAAGGAGGCAGAUGGAAGUGUGAAGGCUGGGCAAGGCAGGCCACUAGCUGACAGUAAAGGAAUGCAUCCCAACCUUCCUCAGCAGCCAGGAGUCAUCGACCCAAGUCAACAUCCUCACAUUGAACUCCGGUCCUAUCCACCAAUGCAGAAUCCUGCUCAGAUGCACAAGAAAGCUGAAGAUGCAGAGAAGAUGGCAGCUGGUGACCAGAGAGGACAGAAGAAUCCUCCUCUAGAACAACGUCUACCGCCAAUGAUCAGGGUGACUGAUUCAGGACCAAUGGCCUAUCUUUCAUCUGGUGCUCAUCUUCCUCAAGCAGCAGCUGUCAUGAGACAACAACAGAUCAGACAUCCUGUGCAAGGAAUGCCAUACGGCAAAGAUUUUAUAUCAGGUAUGCAUGCAGUGGUUGAUCCCAUGUCAGAAACUCGCAAUCUCAGCCAACCAAUGCCUGGUAUAGUGCCUGUUCCUGGGCUGGACAUGAGCAAAUCUGGAAUUCCUGGGACCAUGUUUCCACCAUUCAGAGUGCCUCAACCCGGUUUUCCCAGGAUGAUCUACCAGCAAGGCAUGACUGAAGCAUCCUCUGGAGGAUCACCACGUCUACCAACACCGAGUGCCUCAUCCCCUGGAGUAUCACCCAGAGUCAAGUCACCAGCUAUGGCUCAUGCUGAUCGUCCACAGCCCAUCCCAACACCAGAACGUCGAGACCAACUCACACCAGACCUUGUCCAGAUCAUGCCAGGCAUCCCAUCAGGUGUUCCACCACGGGCUCCAGGAAUCUCUUCUGGCAUACCUCCCGGAAGGAUGGACAUGGCAAUGCGAACCAUAUCCCAUCGCGGCAUGCCGCAGAUGGUCGUGAGGCCACCUGGCUACGGAGUGGAACCACGCUCACAGGGCGGUAAGCCGGAAGACGCUCAGAAGAUGGAUCAGCAAUCCAUGAUCCUCGGCAUCCCAACGGAUCCUAUGCACCUUCAAGAUCAACAUCUCGCCUCUCCGCGUCCCAUCGGCGGUCCAGAGAAGACAACAACUGCCGGACUGGAGCACUAUCGCCAGACCCAUCCUGGAGUCGGGCGCAAGGAUGAGUUGAUGAUGAGACCAACGGGUCAGGAGUUCCGGCCGAUGAUGAGAGAAGCGAUGCCUCACAUGGCCUGGCCUGGUCAAGGUCCACCUGGUAUGCCUAUGCAUCCUGGUUCUAUGCAACCCAUGCAGUUAUCAGCUCACAUGCCGAUCAAGGGAACGGACUCUCUCAUGGGUCUACUCAUGCGCUAUCCUGUGAUGUGGCAAGGCGUGUUAGCCCUGAAGAACGAGGCGGCUGCUAUCCAGAUGCACUACGUCUCAGGCAGCCAGUCGGUUGCCCAAGACUCCCUCAUCAUGGCUACUCCACCCCUCCGUGUUGCCCAGAGGAUGAGGCUGGAACCCUCCCAGCUGGAUGGGGUCGGCAGCAGGAUGCAGGUUGAAGAGGAGUCUGUUGUACUGCUUGCCUUACCUUGCGGCCAUGACCAGACCGACGUGAUAGCUCAGACAAACACCUUACGUGUCUCUUUCAUCGAGUACCUACUCAGCAAGCAGGCUGCUGGCAUCAUCAACGUCGCACCUCAUGGAUCUCAAAAGGCUGCUUUUGUUCUACACAUCUUCCCUCCAUGUGAGUUCACCGAGGCUCAUCUCUCGCGCCUCUCUCCGGACCUCCUCGAGAGCGUCCAGGAGAUCGCUCAUCUCAUGAUCGUCAUAGCAACCGCAUCGUGAAGAGGUUGGGACCUCGGCAACCUUCUGCUAUCGAGUUCUCCCGGUGGUGGAAGAAGAUGUGUCUACCGAUGCAAUAUGCCGGCCGGCUAGACAAGAAACCGUUGUUGUGAUCAGAAGCUUUCCUUUCCUGUGAUUGUCAUCUUGAUGCAUCUUGAAGAGUUUCUGUGAUGACUCAUCUUGUCAUCACCAUGGAAACCGCAUCAUGACGAGGUUGAUAACGAAUCCAUCAUGAGCCAUCUAAUGCUCUGAGCAACCAACGACUUAAUCAAACACUUGAUCUCCAGGAUUUUCCAUUGGCUGUCCACAGCAACAUGGGAAAUCAAAGACACCCAAUUAAAAAUCCCAGGUUCCCUUGGUAACAUAAUGUUUCAGUGUGAUUCUCAAACACACCACCUUUCAUUAAGCAAUGUUUACAUGAUUCCAUUUUAGUGAUCACUUUAUUUAUUUGAUUCUAUUAAUUUUCAAUGGGAUUCAUUAACUUUGGGAAGUGCCCUUGAAAGUAAAUGACAUGAAAAUCUGAUAUCCCCCCCCCCCCCACACACCUAAAAUCUAUUUUGGAAGCCUCAUGUUUUCAAAAAGAAUUUCAUGCUUUAUUAGUCAUAAUAGCAUCAGCGAGAGGGAUCCCAAGAUUUUUCCACCUAAAUGUAUCAACUUUCCUCAAUCUUUUGGUCACUAGAAGAAAGACAUAUUGGUUGUUUAUCAGUAGAAUUAUAUACCGGAUUCUGGCUGUGAUCAGAUGAAUUAUGUACCUGCUAAGACAGUCUCGGAUAUACCACUCAUACCUGAUGGAGAAAAGCAGCGUGGCAGUAGCUUCUUUUUGCUCUGUGAGGAAAUAACUAAAAAUUGCACGAUUUGACUAAAUGCCAUUCAUAAAGGACGCUCUUGGAAUCCGUUCUCGAAAAAGAACGAUCAGGUGCACGUGUUGCUCACUGAAUGAAGGUUGGAAGAUUUACAGAAAUAGCUAGAUAUUUGUGAAUUAAUGUUGUCGUAAUUAUUGAUAUAUUGAAGGAAAAAAUAAGAUCCGUCCAAUGUUCUUAGCUGUCACUAUUAUAGUCGUGUUUGUGGCAGUUGUUAAUUGAUAAACUAGAGUUGAAUCGGCUGUUGUGAUAGUUAUUCAUUCGCGAGUUAAGUUGAGAAAAGUUCUUUUUGUUUUUAGAUAUGUAUACACAAGGUGACACUCAGUUUGAUUUGUCUGUUGUUACUUUUUAUAGUGAUGUUAUUGACUUUUUUUUUCUAGUCUUGUUUUGGUUUUGUUCUUUGUGAUUUCUGCCUUGCAGUGCACUAUGUUUUAUCGAUGGUUGUCUCUCAUUUUAAAAGACUAAAUAUCAACGUUCACUGCUGAUUCUGUAGGAAGACGCAUCAUUUUUAUCUGCAAGUUACUUUUUACUUUCACGAUUAAAAAUUCUUUUAGCCAUGAGAAAUGGUCGAGUCACUCUGGUGACAUUAAUUUCUCAUCUAGAAAGUCGAGUAUGAGUUGGUAGCUGAAUGCAUUAGGUCAGAGUAGUUAGAAUGUUGUACAAAACUAUCUUGUAUUCUUUGCAUAGAUUUGCCGUUAGAAGUAGUCCUGUAGAUAGAAUCAGAGUAGUCAGUAUAGGGUUUUAAGUUUUUCGUAGACGAUGAAACGAAAAUUGGAAAGUUUUGCAAUCAAGACACGGUCAAAUCUUGUAAUAAUUAGCCUCUUCUCAGGGGAUAAUGGUUAUUUUUUAGUGAAAAGAGAAAACAUUCUCUUGAUGAUGUUGACCAGAUAAUUGUGUGUGAAAUCAUAGACUACCUAUUUCUCAAUUUUUUUAAACUGAAAUGAAUAAUUUCAAGAAAACUGGUUCUUUCUGGACCUUAACGGGAAUAAACACGGAGGAUGCUGUAGCCACUUUACCUUUUUUUUUUCUUUUUGUAUAAUUUUAGAAUCAUUUUAGUUACAAUUUAUGAUGGAAGAUCAUUAAUCUGUAGAAUGGAUUGAUUAGAUUAUUUUGGGGGUUUGGUCAUGUUGCACAAAUUAUUCACCUCAGUACAAUAUGCAAUCCAUUAAUAUGAGGAGAAAAGCAAAGUUGAUUGUGGGAUAAUUUGAUAUCUUUUGGAGUUUUAUUAAGGGUUUCUUUGUUUCUAAUUUAUUAAAAAAGGUAGCAUCCGUAUGUGGUUCGUCAAAAAUGUAAGAAGUAGUUGAUGUUUGUAUUUAAAAAGAAGAGAGAUUUAAAUGACAUAUUUUUGUUAGAAAACAACUCUGUUGCAUAAAGAAAAAAGAAAAAAAAAACAAUUCCAUAAGGACAAAAAAAGGAGAUUAUUUCGAGUUGACAUUGAUGUUAAGAAUGCCAUGUUUCUAUGUUUUGCUGUCGUAUGUACAUAAAAGAAAACGAAGACUUACUUUCACCUUUGACCGUUGGUAUUGUUACUGCAUUGAUAUAACAUUUCACAGUGGAGUUUGAAGUGUAUGGUAACCACGACGACCAAUUUAUUUUGUACAUGAUUGCUGUUGAUACGUGUAAAUAUGUAAACAUAAAGUAUAAAUAUAUAUAAAUAUAUAUAUUCAACCAACUGUGAAAGAGGUCUACAGUGUAGGUCUAACACUAUAGAGCUAACCUGUGAGUCUUGGUCCAAGGAAUAGUGACAGAACUUUACAAAAAUAGAAAACAUAAAGAGAAAAGGAGAUAUAGUUUUUAAAAAAUGAGAUAGGAGGAUAAGAAAUCAGCGUUGGUCCCCCACCCGAAGGCUAAUUCGGGGAGCCGGGUGGUGGGGGACCGCGCAGCUUGUAAAAAAGAGAACAUAGUUGAUUUAUUGAUUUCUUGUAGUUAUCUUGUAAGAUAUGUGUACAAAAAUUUUAUGUAUAGCAAGAUGGUGUAUAUAUUAUGACUUUUCUCUCUCACUCUCUUAUCUUUUUCUCUCUCUCUUGAACUCGCUCUCUCUACGCAACUUUCUAUUUUCCAAGCAUUAAGAGAGAGACCCUCAGAAACGUGAUGUAAAUUUGAUUUUCUUUUUCCUUCUUUUUUUGAUAUCGAGGGGAAAUAAAAUGGAGAUUGUGCCCAUGUAA
Strongylocentrotus purpuratus (purple sea urchin) is the source of this 17035-nucleotide messenger RNA. It is a transcript of the gene spen, whose product is annotated as msx2-interacting protein. Gene Ontology annotation, biological process: regulation of transcription by RNA polymerase II; regulation of alternative mRNA splicing, via spliceosome. Gene Ontology annotation, molecular function: mRNA binding. The transcript has 14 exons. Bases 250 to 14013 code for a protein of 4587 amino acids. Gene Ontology annotation, cellular component: nucleus. NCBI's taxonomy places the organism in Eukaryota, Metazoa, Echinodermata, Echinoidea, Camarodonta, Strongylocentrotidae. The record is from RefSeq and is a predicted model, not a curated record.